CUUUUCAAAAAAAAAGCAAUAUGACUUACGGACCCCUUUACUUUAUCAAAAGCCACUUUAACGGCCGUGUCAUCGAUGUCGAGGAAGGUUCCACUGAGGAUGAUGCCACCAUCAUUGUCUAUACUCAAAAAUCCGAGGAUUGCUUGAACCAGCUGUGGCGCUAUGAAGACGGUUACUUUAUUAAUGCCAAAUCUGCCAAGGCUCUUGAUAUCCGUGGUGGUGAGAUGAACGAGGAGUCCCAAAUAUGCCAGUGGCAACAGAAGCAGCCGGAAGAGGCCGCAAACCAGCGCUGGUCUAUUGAUGAAGAGGGUUAUAUCUUCUGUGAUGCUAGACCCGACUUGGUCUUGGACAUUGCUGGCGGUGAGGAUGAUGAUGGUGUUCCUGUAAUUCUCUACGGAAAGCGUGAGGGUGAAGUUGCCAGUAACCAGAGAUGGUACUUGGUAGAAUGUGAACUUUACUAAGUAUUUUUCUUUAAAAGAAAAGAAAAAUCCAUGUAAAAUGAGAGAAAGUAUCGACACUUUGUACAAAAUAAAAUAAGCAAUACUCUUUUUUUUUU
Phycomyces blakesleeanus NRRL 1555(-) is the source of this 556-nucleotide messenger RNA. Its product is annotated as carbohydrate-binding module family 13 protein. The record is from RefSeq and is a predicted model, not a curated record. Lineage: Eukaryota; Fungi; Mucoromycota; Mucoromycetes; Mucorales; Phycomycetaceae. The coding region runs from base 21 to 461 and encodes 146 amino acids. The transcript is spliced from 2 exons.